Messenger RNA from Myotis davidii, 7939 nucleotides. It is a transcript of the gene ROS1, whose product is annotated as ROS proto-oncogene 1, receptor tyrosine kinase. The record is from RefSeq and is a predicted model, not a curated record. Bases 343 to 7287 code for a protein of 2314 amino acids. Lineage: Eukaryota; Metazoa; Chordata; Mammalia; Chiroptera; Vespertilionidae. Gene Ontology annotation, biological process: multicellular organism development; protein phosphorylation; positive regulation of kinase activity. Gene Ontology annotation, cellular component: membrane; signaling receptor complex. The transcript has 44 exons. Gene Ontology annotation, molecular function: ATP binding; transmembrane receptor protein tyrosine kinase activity; protein binding.
GUGGGUGAUCCGGGGAAGCGUCCGGGCUUGGGGCUGGGCAUGCAUCACCUGCUUCCCACUUCGUUCGCUCGCCAUGCGAAGCGCGCUCCUAACCUUUAGUCAGUGGGUGGUUUUCUUUAUGGGAGUAAAACAAUGCUAAGUGAUGAAAUAGCUGUUAUGGGCAUAUGACAAGCUAUCUAGGAUUCAAAGGUCUAAACUAAAGGGUGUAAGUAUAUUAUUAAAAAAAAAAAAAGUCCACCAGCCUCUCCUUCAGCUGAAGUGAUGAAACCCGAAGAAUUCACAUAGCGAAAUGGAGAAAAUUGGAAUGCGCAUCUAAAGUCCCGCCACUGGACUGGUGAAGUGAUGAAGAACAGUUACUGGCUUAUCCUGAAACUUGUCAAUUUCGUGACUCUUGGCUGCCUAUGGAUUUCUGUGGGUCAGUGUACAGUUUUAAACAGCUGCCUAAAGUCAUGUGUAACUAACCUGGGCAGGCAUCUGGACAGCGGUACGCCGUAUAAUCUGAGUGAACCAUGCAUCCAAGGAUGUCACUUUUGGAACUCUGCAGAUCAGGAAAAGUGUGCUUUGAAGUGUAAUGACACCUUUGCCACCGUUUGUGAGCGGGAGUCCUGUGAGGUCGGCUGCAGCAGUUCUGAGGGCGCCUAUGAGGAGGAAGUCCUAGAAAAUGUAGACCUCCCCACGGCGCCCUUUGCUUCUUCCAUUGGGAACCGAAGUGUGACAUUGCGAUGGAAGUCUGCCAACAUCUCUGGGAUAAAAUACAUCAUUCAGUGGAAAUACGCACAACAUCCGGGGAGCUGGACUUACACUGAGGCCGUGUCCAAACUCUCCUAUGUGGUUGAGCCCCUGCACCCCUUCACUGAGUAUAUUUUUCGAGUGGUUUGGAUCUUCACAGCCCAGCUGCAGCUGUAUUCUCCCUCGAGCCCCAGUUACAGGACUCACCCUUAUGGAGUUCCUGAAACUGCUCCUCUCAUUAGAAAUAUUGAGAGCUCAAGUCCUGACACCGUGGAAGUCAGUUGGGCUCCACCCCAAUUCCCAGGCGGACCUAUUUUGGGUUAUAACUUAAGGCUGAUCAGCAAAAAUCAGAAAUUACAUUCAGGAACGCAGAGAACCAGUUUCCAGUUUUACUCUACUCUACCAAAUACCACCUACAGGUUUUCUAUUGCAGCAGUAAAUGAGGUUGGUGAGGGGCCAGAAGCAGAAUCUAGUAUCACCACUUCAUCUGCAGCAGUUCACGAAGAGGAACAGUGGCUCUUUUUAUCCAGAAAAACUUCUCUAAGAAAGAGAUCUUUAAAACAUCUAGUAGAUGAAGCACAGUGCCUUCAGUCAGAUGCUGCACACGGUAACAUUACAGGAAUAUCAGUUCAUGUCCAGCAGCAAGUUGUUUAUUUCUCUGAAGGGACUCUCAUAUGGGCCAAGGAGGCUUCCAACAUGUCUGAUGUGUCUGACCUGAGAAUUGUUUACAGAGGUUCAGGAUUGAUUACUUCCAUCUCCAUUGACUGGCUUUAUCAGAGAAUGUAUUUCAUCAUGGAUGAACUGUAUUUCUUCAUGAGUUGUAAAAUGGUAGCCCUAGUGCUGCAAUUGUAUGUCUUUUAUCUCCUGAGAGAUGGCAUUUAUAGAGUAGCUCUCCAGGUGCCACCUGGUCAGGACUCAGAAGCCAUGCGUAUUGUGGAGAGUUGCACAUUAAAGGACUUCGCAGUAAAGCCACAGUCCAAGCGAAUCAUUUACUUCAACGACACCACCCAAGUCUUCAUGUCAACAUUUCUGGAUGGCUCUGCUUCCCAUCUUGUCCUCCCUCAUGUCCCCUUUGCUGAUGUGAAGAGCUUUGAUUGUGAGAACAAUCACUUCCUUGUCACAGAUGGCAAGGCUGUUUUCCAGCAGGAUGCUUUGUCUUUUAAUGAGUUCAUCGUGGGAUGUGACCUGAGACACAUAGAAGAGUUUGGGUUUGGCAACUUGGUCAUGUUUAGCCGGUACACCCAGCCAUACCCCCUGCCGGCCCGCCCGCAGCAGCUCUCUGUGCUGUUUGGAUCCUACCAGGCCCUGGUCCAGUGGAAGCCUCCUGCCCUCGCCAUAGGAGCCAGCCCUUCCUCCUGGCAGAACUGGACUUACGAGGUGAAAAUAUCAACCCAAGACGUCCCCGGAAACACUCGCGUUUUCUCUAACAUACGGGGGACCGUGCUGAAUGUCCCCGGGCUGCAGAGUGCGACACAAUACGAGGUUUCCGUGAGGGCAAGUUCUCCCAAGGGGCCGGGCCCGUGGUCAGAGCCCUCGGUGGGUACUACCCUGGUGCCAGCUACAGAACCACCAUUUAUCAUGGCUGUCAAAGAAGAUGGGCUUUGGAGUAAACCAUUAAAUAGCUUUGGCCCAGGAGAAUUCUUAUCCUCUGAUAUAAAGAAUGUAUCAGACAUGGAUUGGUAUAACAACAGACUCUACUACAGUGACAUGAAAGGUGAUGUUCACGUGUGGCUGCUGAAUGGGACGAAUAUCUCCAAGAAUUAUCACAUACCCAACAUUGCAGGAGCAGGGGCGUUAGCUUACGAGUGGCUGGGUCACUUUCUCUACUGGGCUGGAAGGACAUAUGUGAUACAAAGGCAGUCCGUGUUGACAGGACACGCAGAUAUUGUGACGCAUGUGAAGUUGUUGGUGAAUGACAUGGUGGUGGAUUCCGUGGGUGGAUAUCUCUAUUGGACCACACUCUACUCAGUUGAAAGCACCAGGCUAAAUGGGGAAAGUCCCCUUAUCCUACAGGCACAGCCCUGGUUUUCUGGGAAAAAGGUAAUUGCUCUAACUUUAGACCUCAGUGAUGGGCUCCUGUAUUGGUUGGUUCAAGACAGUCAAUGUAUUCACCUGUACAGAGCUGUUCUUAGGGGGCAGGGUGUUGGGGAGCCCACCAUCACAGAAUUUGCAGCCUGGAGCACUUCUGACAUUUCCCAGAAUGCACUGAUGUACUAUAGUGGUCGGCUUUUCUGGAUCAAUGGCUUUAAGAUUAUAACAGCUCAAGAAAUAGGUCAGCGAACCAGUGUCUCUGUUUUGGAACCAGCCAAAUUUAACCAGUUCACAAUUAUUCAGACGUCCCUCAAACCUCUGCCAGGGAACUUCUCCUUUACUCCUAAGGUGAUCCCAGAUUCUGUUCAGGAGUCUUCAUUUAGGAUUGAAGGAAAUGCUUCAAGUUUUCAAAUCCUGUGGCAUGCUGUCCCAGCAGUGGAUUGGGGUGUAGUUUUCUACAGUGUGGAAUUUAGUGCUCCUCUUAAGUUCCUGGCUAGUGAAAAACAGCCUUUACCUGUAUUUACUGUGGAAGGCUUGGAGCCUUAUGCCUUAUUUAAUCUUUCUGUCACUCCUUAUACCUACUGGGGCAAGGGCCCCAAAACAUCUCUGUCACUUCGAGCACCUGAAACAGUUCCAUCAGCACCAGAGAAUCCCAGGAUAUUUAUAUUAUCAAGUGGAAAAUACCAUAAUAAGAAUGAAGUUGUGGUGGAAUUUAGGUGGAAUAAGCCUAAGCAUGAAAAUGGUGUGUUAACAAGAUUUGAAAUUUUCUAUCAAAUAUCCAACCAAAGUGCCACCAACAAAACAUUUGAAGGCUGGAUUGCUGUCAACGUCACUCCCUCAGUGAUGUCUUUUCAACUUGAGGGCAUGAGUCCUGGGUACAUUGUUGCUUUCCAGGUUAGAGUCUUCACAUCCAAAGGACCUGGACCAUUUUCUGACUUGGUGCAGUCCCAAACAUCAGAAGUCAACCCAUUUCCAUGCCUCAUAACUCUUUUGGGCAACAAGAUGAUUUUGUUAGAUAUGGAUCAAAAUCAAGUUGUAUGGAUGUUUUCGGCAGAAAGAGACAUCAGUGCCAUGGGCUACACAGCUGAUGAUGCAAUGGCGUAUUAUGCUCAGGGAGACUCCCUCUUUCUUUUGAACAUGCACAAUCAGUCCAGCUCUGAGAUUUUCCAAGAUGCACUGGUUUUUGAUAUCGCAAUUAUUACAAUUGAUUGGAUUUCAAGACACCUCUACUUUGUGAUGAAAGAAUCACAAAAUGGAAUGCAAAUAUUUGAUGUCGAUCUUGAACACAAGGUGAAAUAUCCCAGGAAGCUGAAAAUUUGCAACAGAAAUUCAACGAUAAUCUCUUUCUUCGUGUAUCCCCUAUUAAGUCGCCUGUAUUGGACAGAAGUUUCCGAUUUGGGCUCUCAGAUGUUCUACUACAGUAUUAUCAACCAGACCUUGCACCGAAUUCUGCAACCCACAGCUACAAGCCAUCCAGAUGGAAGGAGCCAAUGUUCUUGCAAUGUGACUGAAUCCGAGUUAAGUGGAGUAAUGACUAUUGAUACUGCUCACCUAAAGAAACCACAGAUAUACUUUGUCAAAGGGCAAGAGAUCUGGGCCAUGGAUCUGGAAGGGUGCCGGUGUUGGCAAGUUAUCACAAGGCCUGCUCUGCUCGGAAAAACACUUGUUAGCUUAACUGUGGAUGGGGAAUAUCUAUACUGGGUCUCCACAGCAAAGGAGGGCACAGAGACUUAUCAAGUGAAGAAGAGCCGAGGGGCCACCCCCUCUCAGGUGAAGGCCCCCAGGAGCGAGCGCAUCUUGGCUUACAGUUCGGUGCUGCAGCCUUUUCCAGAUAAAGCAUUUCUGUCUCUAGCUUCAGAUAUUGCAGAGCCAAUUAUACUUAACACCACUAACACCAGCCUCACGAUCAGAUUACCGUCUUCCAGGACAAACCUCACCUGGCAUGGCAUCACCAACCCAACUCCAACAUACCUGGUUUAUUACAAAGAAGUUAAUGAUGGGGAAAAUGGCUCUGAACCAAAAUAUAGAAUGCUGGAAUUUCAGGAGAGUAUAGCCCUUAUUGAAGGCUUACAACCAUUUUCAACAUAUAUGAUACAGAUCGCUGUAAGGAAUUAUUAUUCUGAUCCUUUGCAACAGUUACCUCUGGGAAAAGAGAUUUUGGGGAAAACUAAAAGUGGAGUACCAGAGGCCGUUUGGCUCAUUAACACAACAGUGCAGUCAGACACCAGCCUUGUCGUAUCCUGGAGAGAAUCUCCCAAGCCAAAUGGACCGACGGAGUCAGUCCGCUAUCAGCUGGCAAUUGCACAUCUGGCCCGCGUUCCGGAGACUCCUCUAAGACAGAGUGAAUACCCUCACGGAAGGCUUGCUCUCCUGGUUACUGGACUGUCCGGGGGGAAACUGUAUGUGUUAAAGGUCCUUGCUUGCCACGCCGAGGAAAUGUGGUGUGCUGAGGGCCGCCCUGUCACUGUGGAAAUGUUUGACACCCCAGAGAAGCCGUAUGCCUUGGUUCCAGGCAACACCAGUUUGCAGUUGGAUUGGGAGGCUCCAGCUAAUGUGAACCUCAUCAGGUUUUGGUUUGAACUCCAGAAGUGGAAGUACAGUGAGUUUUACCACGUGAAAGCUUCGUGCAGCCAAGGCCCUGCUUAUGUCUGUGACAUCACAGAUCUGCAGCCGUACACUUCUUACCAUGUCCGAGUAGUGGUGGUUUACAGGACAGGAGAAAACAGCACCUCACUUUCAGAAAGUUUUAAGACCAAAGCUGGAGUCCCAAGUAAACCAGGCAUUCCAAAAUUAUUAGAAGGGAGCAAAAAUUCAAUACAUUGGGAAAAGGCUGAUGAUAAUGGAAGCAGACUUAUGUACUAUAUACUUGAGAUAAGAAAGGGUACUUCAAAUGAUUCACUGAACCGGAACUUAAUGUGGAAGAUGGCGUUUAAUGGAUCCUGCAGCAGCAUUUGCACAUGGAAGUCCAAAAACCUGAAAGGAACAUUUCAGUUCAGAGUAGUAGCUGCAAAUACUCUGGGAUUUGGUGAAUAUAGUGGAAUCAGUGAGAAUAUUUUAUUAGCUGGAGAUGGUUUUUGGAUUCCAGAAACAAGCUUUAUACUUACUGUUGUAAUUGGAAUAUUUCUGGUUGUUAUAAUCCCAUUGACCUUUGUCUGGCACAGAAGAUUAAAGAAUCAGAAAACUCCCAAGGAAGGGCUGACGGUUCUCAUAAACGAAGACAAAGAGUUGGCUGAGCUGCGAGGCCUGGCAGCUGCGGUGGGACUGGCUCAUGGCUGCUGUGCGACACGUACUCUUCCGACCCAAGAGGAGAUUGAAAGUCUUCCUGCCUUCCCUCGGGAAAAUCUGACCCUGCGCCUCCUGUUGGGAAGUGGAGCCUUUGGAGAAGUGUAUGAAGGGACAGCAGUAGACAUCUUAGGAGCUGGAAGCGGAGAAACCAAAGUAGCAGUGAAGACUUUGAAGAAGGGCUCCACAGACCAAGAAAAGAUUGAAUUCCUGAAGGAGGCAUAUCUGAUGAGUAAGUUUAAUCAUCCCAACAUUCUGAAGCAGCUUGGAGUUUGUUUGCUGAAUGAACCCCAAUAUAUUAUCCUGGAAUUGAUGGAAGGAGGCGAUCUCCUCACCUACUUGCGUAAAGCCCGGAUGACAACGUUUCAUGGUCCUUUACUCACCUUGGUUGACCUUAUAGAUCUGUGUGUAGAUAUUUCAAAAGGCUGUGUCUACUUGGAGCAGCUGCACUUUAUUCACAGGGACCUGGCAGCUCGGAAUUGCCUCGUGUCGGUGAAAGACUACAGUAAUCCAUCACGGGUAGUGAAGAUUGGAGACUUUGGACUCGCGAGGGACAUCUACAAAAAUGAUUACUAUAGAAAGAGGGGAGAAGGCCUGCUCCCUGUUCGGUGGAUGGCUCCGGAAAGUUUGAUGGAUGGAAUCUUCACAACGCAGUCUGAUGUGUGGUCUUUUGGAAUUCUGAUUUGGGAGAUUUUAACUCUUGGUCAUCAGCCUUAUCCAGCCCAUUCUAACCUUGAUGUUUUAAACUAUGUGCAAUCAGGAGGGAGACUGGAGCCACCAAGAAACUGUCCUGAUGAUCUUGUCAUAAAUCCAGCUCCUGGCCUGGUCUCCGAUACCUGCGUGAUCUCGCCUUCCUCCUCUGACCUCAUCCCGUGUGCUCUCCUCCUCAAUGACGGCUCUUCAGCCACACUGGCUUCCUUUCAGGUUCUACAAUAUGAAGAUGGCAACAGGGUUUGUGUGAAUUUGGAUGACGGUGUGCCAAUUGCUUUAAUGGAAACCAAGAACCAAGAGGGGUUAAACUAUAUGGUACUUGCGACAGACUGCAGCCAAGGUGAAGAUCAUUCUGAGGGUCCUCUAGGCUCCAAGGAAUGUGAAUCUUGUGGUCUGAGGAAAGAAGAGAAGGAACCACAUGCAGACAAAGGUAUCUGCCAAGAAAAACAAGUGGCUUACUGCCCUCCUGGCAAGCCUGAGGGCCUGAACUAUGCCCGUCUCACUCACAGUGGACAUGGAGAUGCGUCUGAUUAAUAACUCGGUUUGGGAAAUGCAGAGUUGAGAUAAACACUGCCAUUAAGUAGUUACUGAAAGGAAGCUGUGGUAGAAUGGCAGAUGUUGAGGUGGUCUAUGACUCUGAAUUAACACUGGAAAGUUCCUGGAUUCUAAUCUUGGUUCUGAGAGCCGCUUGGUUUCAGUUCUGACAAUCCCCGUACAACUGUUUAACUUAAACAAGAUUCUGAGGUGAGUCACUGGGCAUUUGGAAAGCAAAGGAAGCCUCACAAGUCUGGUAGGACAACUGCUCUCCCUUACCCUUGAGGUCACUUAGACCAUUGCCCACCCUUCGGUCUGGACUAUAACAGAAACAUCUUGGUCAGAUGGUUAGAGACAAAACAGGUAUGUUCAAAGAUCUGAAGGAGGUGUGAGAAGCAUGCUCAGGGGCCCAGCUGAACUACAGAUUAUCCCAAAAGGGACUGAGGAAAUGCCUAAAUAACUCUACCUGUUCCAAAGGAACCAGCAUCUAUGACAUAAGAAAUCACUUGGGAUGCUAUUGCUAUAAUAACAUACUGUCUCUAAUGACUAUUCUGAAAUAUUUUGGAGGUUUUGAAAUAAUGAAAAUAGGACCAUGAAGAUGUCUAAAUCCUAAAGCUUAGCAUUGGGUUGUAUAAAAAUUGCUCAGUGACUG